Colletotrichum spaethianum is the source of this 873-nucleotide messenger RNA. Its product is annotated as chromo domain-containing protein 2. NCBI's taxonomy places the organism in Eukaryota, Fungi, Ascomycota, Sordariomycetes, Glomerellales, Glomerellaceae. The record is from RefSeq and is a predicted model, not a curated record. Gene Ontology annotation, molecular function: chromatin binding. Gene Ontology annotation, cellular component: nucleus; pericentric heterochromatin. The transcript has 5 exons. Gene Ontology annotation, biological process: negative regulation of transcription by RNA polymerase II; chromatin organization. Bases 1 to 873 code for a protein of 290 amino acids.
AUGCCGCGCCAGAAGACGUACAAGCAAAGAAAAACCAAGAAGCUGACCGCUUUUGCAGCCAUCAGUGACGACGAGCAAUCCGACGUGGGCGACGAGAUUGCGAUUCCCCUCAAGGAGAAGCGCGCGAAGUCCCGAUCGGCUGAAUACCGAGACGACCUCCCCGAAACUAAGAUUGAGGAGAAGGAAGAAAUACCGGAGAUCAAGGGCGACUUGAACGGCGGCCCCGCCAAACCCACCACAAAAACCAAAGACGACAAGGAAGCGGAAGAUGAGGACGAGGAUGAGGAUUUGGAGCCUGACGAAUAUGUUGUAGAGAAGAUUCUCGACCAUCAGGUUGCCGAAGAUGGCACUGUCAACUUCCGCGUCAAAUGGGAGGGCUAUGAGAAGAAGGCGGACCAGACCUGGGAACCCGAGGACAGCUUGAAGGACGGCGCAUCCGAGAUCUUGGAGGAAUACCUGAGAAAGCUCGGCGGGCGCGAAGCGCUGUUCGAGGAGAAGUCCAAGGCAAAGUCCACGAAGAAGCGCGGUCGUCCAUCAGGGUCUUCAUCUACCCCACCGGCGACCAGCAAGAAAUCCAAGCGCAACGGUCACCCCGCCGAGUCUACCCCUCCUGCGUCGGCGAAGGAGGCCAAGAGCAAAGCCUGGACUCUUCCUAGCGGCAGCUGGGAAGAAGAGGUGGAGAGCAUCGACGCCUGCGAGGACGAGGAGUCAGGAUCAUUGAUUAUCUAUUUAAACUGGCGCAACGGCCAGAAGACCAAGCACUCCAAGGAGGUGGUGUACAAGCGAUGCCCCCAAAAAAUGCUACAAUUCUACGAAAGACAUAUUCGCAUCAUCAAGGCGGGUCCUGACGCCACGCCGGAGGCCGAGACGUAG